AUGGUCGAUAACCAUGCACGGAACGAUGACAUUGUGAUUUUGGUUGUAGGUGGUGUUGGGGCGGGCAAGAGCACAGUGGGUCUCCGUCCUCGAUCGAGUGACGAUGGCGCGCUUAAUGUUUGCAUCAAAGCGGGGGAUAAGAUGAGAGAUGGCACCCGAGACGUUUCUGACUUUCAAGUUACCAAAGUCAAGUUCGGCCGCUGGCUGAACAGGAGAUUAAUUCUCGUCGAUACCCCUGGGAUCGAUGACUCUAAUCAGCAGGCUUCGCAGGCGCGAGUCAUGAGCAAGAUGACGGCCUGGCUUGAGAAGAAGUACGUCUUUGGAGCCUACCUCAUCGGCUUCGGUUUAACCCUCCGUGCGGCCGCUAGUUAUAAGUCGAGACACAUCUCGGGAAUUAUCUGGGUCCAUGAUACGACUGUAGCACUCGUCCGCCACAGCUACCCAUCGACUAAGACUCUCCAGGCCUUCAAGAAACUUCUCGGGACGGAGAGUCUAGAGCGACUUGUGCUGGUGGAGGCGUGGCCCGAGAAGAUGCCCAACGAAAGCCUUGAGGCGAGAUGGCGGAGAGAAGAAGCCUGGGAGGAAGCCUCGCAAGCGCUUGUUGCCCCUGGCAGUGCAUGGCACGCCAUGGUUACUAAGAACCGUGCUCACCGAAUGAAGAUGAAUACGCGAGACAUCAAUGACACGAACGCUGUCCUUGAGCACCUCCUCAGGUUCCAGCCCCCCGAUGACAUUCUGAUCUUGGUGAUGGGUCCCACUGGAGUCGGAAAGAGCAAGAUCAUUAAGGCGAUUACGGGGUGUGACACGAUUGAGGAGGGUCAUGGCCUUACAUCGUGCACUAAAGACGUUUCGUGCUAUUCGGUCGCAGAGCCAAAGGUCUUCGGGAGCCAGGCCAACGAAAACCUGAUCCUCGUCGACACUCCUGGCUUCGACGACACGUACGACGACGGCACGCAAGUCUUGAAGAAAGUUUCCGAGUGGCUGAAAGACUCCUAUUGCGAUAAGAAAAAGCUCUCAGGUAUCGUCUAUCUUGGAGACAUCACUCAAAAGCGCAUGGGUGGGUCAGCACGCUUGAACUUCAAGGUGUUCAAGGAGCUCUGUGGUCGGGAAUCGUUCCAAGGUGUGGUAAUGGCCACCUCGCAUUGGGACGAGCUUAUCACACCAAUCAGUCGAGAAGCGGGUGUGAAACGAGAGAAGGAACUAAGGGAGACUUUCUGGAAGGACGUCUUGGCAGGAGGGGGUGCCAUGAUGCGAAUCGAAUACGAUGCUCAGGGCCGGUCGAACGCUCAAGGCGGAGUUGGAGGAAUAUCUGGCAAGCCUUCGAGAGCGAACUGGCGAGGACUCGGAGCGACCGGAGAUUAA
Coprinopsis cinerea okayama7#130 is the source of this 1362-nucleotide messenger RNA. RefSeq lists its product as hypothetical. NCBI's taxonomy places the organism in Eukaryota, Fungi, Basidiomycota, Agaricomycetes, Agaricales, Psathyrellaceae. The coding region runs from base 1 to 1362 and encodes 453 amino acids. Gene Ontology annotation, molecular function: GTP binding. The transcript is spliced from 7 exons. The record is from RefSeq and is a predicted model, not a curated record.